Myotis brandtii (Brandt's bat) is the source of this 4125-nucleotide messenger RNA. It is a transcript of the gene MTR, whose product is annotated as 5-methyltetrahydrofolate-homocysteine methyltransferase. The record is from RefSeq and is a predicted model, not a curated record. The transcript has 31 exons. Gene Ontology annotation, biological process: pteridine-containing compound metabolic process. The coding region runs from base 85 to 3534 and encodes 1149 amino acids. NCBI's taxonomy places the organism in Eukaryota, Metazoa, Chordata, Mammalia, Chiroptera, Vespertilionidae. Gene Ontology annotation, molecular function: methionine synthase activity; zinc ion binding; cobalamin binding.
CAUUGAAACAAACACUUUUAGCAGCACUAACGUUGCCCAAGCUGACUAUGGCCUGGAGCACUUGUUCUGUGCUAGGUCUACCGGAUGAACACGUGCUCUGCGGCCGUGGCCAGGAAAGCGGCCGAGGAGGUCACUCUCCAGACAGGAAUUAAGAGGUUUGUGGCAGGAGCGCUGGGUCCAACUAACAAGACACUCUCUGUGUCCCCAUCUGUGGAAAGACCAGAUUUCAGGAACAUCACUUUUGAUGAGCUCGUUGAGGCAUACAAAGAGCAGGCCCAAGGGCUCCUAGACGGUGGGGUCGAUAUCUUACUCGUUGAAACUAUUUUUGAUACUGCCAAUGCCAAGGCAGCCUUGUUUGCACUCCAGAACCUUUUUGAAGAGACCUAUGCUCCCCGGCCCAUCUUUAUUUCAGGAACAAUUGUCGAUAAAAGUGGGCGGACACUUUCUGGACAGACAGGGGAGGCGUUUGUCAUCAGUGUGUCGCACGCAGACCCACUCUGCAUUGGAUUAAAUUGUGCUCUGGGUGCAGCUGAAAUGAGACCUUUUAUUGAAACAAUUGGCAAAUGUACAACAGCCUAUGUUCUCUGCUAUCCCAAUGCAGGUCUUCCCAACACCUUUGGUGACUAUGAAGAAACGCCGAGCAUGAUGGCCGUGCACUUAAAGGGCUUUGCUAUGGAUGGCUUGAUCAAUAUCGUUGGUGGAUGCUGUGGUACGACACCAGAUCACAUCAGGGAAAUUGCUGAAGCUGUAAAAAACUAUAAGCCUCGAGUUCCACCUGCCACAGUGUUUGAAGGGCAUAUGUUAUUGUCCGGUCUAGAGCCCUUCAGGAUUGGACCCUACACCAACUUCGUUAACAUCGGAGAGCGCUGUAACGUGGCCGGAUCCCGCAACUUCGCUAAGCUCAUCAUGGCAGGAGACUAUGAAGCAGGCCUGAGUGUUGCCAAAGCGCAGGUGGAGAUGGGAGCCCAGGUGUUGGACAUCAACAUGGACGACGGCAUGCUGGAUGGUCCAAGUGCAAUGGCCCGGUUUUGCAAACUCAUUGCUUCCGAGCCUGACAUUGCCAAGGUGCCCCUGUGCAUUGACUCUUCCAACUUUGCUGUGAUCGAGGCCGGACUGAAGUGCUGCCAGGGUAAAUGCAUCGUCAACAGCAUCAGCCUGAAGGCAGGGGAGGCCGACUUCCUGGAGAAGGCCGGGCUGGUCAAGAAGUUCGGCGCCGCCGUGGUCGUCAUGGCCUUUGACGAAGAGGGACAGGCAACAGAAACAGACACCAAAAUCCAAGUGUGCACCCGGGCCUACCAUCUACUUGUGGGAAAACUGGGCUUUAAUCCAAAUGACAUCAUAUUUGACCCUAACAUCCUCACCAUCGGGACUGGGAUGGAAGAACACAGCUUGUAUGCUGUUAAUUUUAUCCAUGCAACCAAAGUCAUUAAACAAACGUUACCUGGAGCCAAAAUCAGUGGCGGUCUUUCCAACCUGUCCUUCUCCUUCCGAGGAAUGGACGCCAUCCGAGAAGCCAUGCACGGGGUUUUCCUGUACCACGCCAUCAAGUUUGGUAUGGACAUGGCGAUCGUGAAUGCAGGGAACCUCCCCGUGUACGACGACAUCCACAAGGAUCUCCUCCAGCUCUGCGAGGACCUCAUCUGGAACAAGGACCCCGAGGCCACCGAGAAGCUCCUGCGUUACGCCCAGACUCAUGGCAAAGGAGGGAAGAAGGUCGUGCAGACCGAUGAGUGGAGGAGUGGCCCCGUGGAAGAGCGCCUGGAGUAUGCCCUUGUGAAGGGCAUUGAAAAACAUAUUAUUGAGGAUACCGAGGAAGCCAGGUUAAACCAGGACAAAUACCCCCGCGCUCUGCAUAUAAUUGAAGGGCCUUUGAUGAACGGCAUGAAAGUUGUUGGUGAUCUUUUUGGAGCCGGAAAAAUGUUUCUGCCUCAGGUGAUAAAGUCAGCUCGGGUCAUGAAGAAGGCUGUUGGCCACCUUAUUCCCUUCAUGGAAAAAGAAAGAAAAGAAGCUCAAGUGCUUACUGGCUCAGUCGAAGAAGAGGAUCCUUACCAAGGCACCAUCGUGUUGGCCACCGUGAAAGGCGACGUGCAUGACAUCGGCAAGAAUAUCGUUGGAGUCGUUCUCGGCUGCAAUAACUUUAGAGUCAUUGACUUGGGAGUCAUGACUCCCUGUGAUAAGAUCCUGAAAGCGGCUCUUGACCACAAAGCAGAUAUAAUUGGCCUGUCAGGACUCAUCACUCCUUCUCUGGAUGAAAUGAUAUUUGUUGCCAAGGAGAUGGAGAGAUUAGCUAUAAAGAUCCCCUUGUUGAUUGGAGGGGCCACCACUUCUCGAACCCACACGGCGGUGAAGAUCGCACCCAGGUACAGCGCGCCCGUGAUCCACGUCCUGGACGCGUCCAAGAGCGUGGUGGUGUGUUCUCAGCUCUUAGAUGAGAAUCUGAAAGAUGAGUACUUUGAGGAGAUCACAGAAGAGUAUGAGGACAUUAGACAGGACCACUAUGAGUCUCUCAAGGAGAGAAGAUACUUAACCUUGAGUCAAGCCAGAAAGCACAGCUUCCAUAUUGACUGGCUGGCUGAGCCUCCCCCAGUGGAGCCCUCGUUUCUCGGGACGCGGGUCUUUGAGGACUACGACCUGCAGGCGCUGGUUGGCUACAUCGACUGGAAGCCUUUCUUUGACGUGUGGCAGCUCCGGGGCAAGUACCCGAACCGCGGCUUCCCCAAGAUAUUUGACGACAAGACUGUAGGUGAAGAGGCCAGAAGGCUCUAUGAUGAUGCCCAGAACAUGCUGAGAGCUCUGAUUGGGGAGAAGAAGCUGCGGGCCCGGGGCGUGGUGGGGUUCUGGCCCGCGCAGAGCGAGCAGGACGACAUUCACCUGUACCCCGCGGGCUCCGAGCCCCGGUCCUCGCAGCCCAUCGCCACCUUCUAUGGACUGAGGCAGCAGGCGGAGAAGGAUUCUGCCAGCACAGACCCGUACCUCUGCCUUGCGGACUUCAUCGCGCCGCUGCACUCGGGCCUCCGGGACUACCUGGGCCUGUUUGCUGUCGCCUGCUUCGGGGUGGAGGAGCUGAGCCGCGCCUACGAGGAGCAGGGUGACGACUAUAGCAGCAUCAUGGUCAAGGCGCUGGGGGACCGGCUGGCGGAGGCUUUUGCGGAGGAGCUCCACGAGAGGGUGCGCAGAGAGCUGUGGGCCUACUGUGGCAGCGAGCAGCUGGAUGUCGCCGACCUGCGAAAGCUGCGCUAUGGGGGCAUCCGCCCGGCGCCCGGCUACCCCAGCCAGCCUGACCACACCGAGAAGCUCACCAUGUGGAAGCUGGCCGACAUUGAGCAGUGCACAGGCAUUCGGUUAACAGAGUCGUUAGCGAUGGCUCCUGCUUCAGCCGUGUCCGGCCUCUACUUCUCCAAUUUGAAGUCCAAAUACUUUGCUGUGGGGAAGAUUUCCAAGGACCAGGUUGAGGAUUAUGCUCUGAGGAAGAACAUGUCUGUGGCCGAGGUGGAGAAAUGGCUUGGACCCAUUUUGGGAUAUGACACAGACUAACUUCCUGUUUUGUACCUUUUCUAUACUUGAUGAUCCUCAAGGAAAUAUAGCCCAGAGUGCCUUAAGGAAACAGCAACACACAGCCCACACACAUGGGCAACAUCUGCGCGGCUUUGUGUGCCGUAGUUCGGUGAACCCUGGAGGAGCAGCGUCUCCCCUGGUUCCUGGGAACAAGCUGCAGUGUCACCCUCAGCAGCAACCGGGGCGUAUGCUCGGGGAUGAGCUGGAGAUGGGAGCCUGUGCGUGUCACAGCAAGUCCACCUGCUGUUUUCAGUUUUACCUGGGACCUCGGAGGACACUCGGUGUUGUUUUUUCAUCUCAGAAAAAAGGCUGAGACUCCGUUGAAUAGAGCACAUUACCCUGUGGCAGAAUGGCGCUGUGAGCGGUGGGGCGUUUUAACCCAGUGGCUGCCACCGUGGACUCUGACAGGGAAGAGAGGAUAACUGCUCUUUCAUCUCCUAAAGGCGUAUUUAAAGGAUGGCAGACGUCCCUUUGGCAAAGGCACUCCGUAACUGCUGGCUUGUCAGGAAGACUCCAGCUGUAUGUGUUCGUGUGGUCAAAUACAGUCAUGCUCUCUAAGCAUUUUGUCCA